Messenger RNA from Aegilops tauschii subsp. strangulata, 744 nucleotides. The record is from RefSeq and is a predicted model, not a curated record. Lineage: Eukaryota; Viridiplantae; Streptophyta; Magnoliopsida; Poales; Poaceae.
AUGUCUAAUCUAGACGACAGUGUGUUAGCUGACCGAGCGGCCUCUGCCCCUGCUGAUGCUGAGGAUGUGAAUAAGGUCUUGCUGAAUUACCAAGGUGUCUCGCUCUACAGAACUGACGUUGACAGCUUGAUUGGGCGAGAAUUUGUCACAGAUGCCAUUAUUCAGUUUUGUGUUGUUCACUACUCCUCGAUUCUCAACUGCAAGGAUAUUCGCUUCUUGGAUGCCUCAGCGGCCAUUGGUAUCUCUAUUAGACCGUCCUUCGGCGCGGAGUAUGAUCUUGAUUCCUUCCCACUCCUGCUACUUCCUGUCUCGGACAGUGAUGACCCUGAUAAGGGGGAUGGUGGCAAUCAUUGGUCCCUCCUCGUCGUCGACGGUGCGUCUAAUCCUUUCUGCCCGCGCUUCGUUCAUCAUGACAGUAGUGGGAACGCCAACCGCAGCCAUGCCGAGCGAUACGCCAACGGAAUUCGGCAGCUACUUCCUGGCAGGUUUGGUGCUGCAAUUCUCUACGAGGGGCCCACCCCGCAGCAGAACAACGGCUGUGACUGUGGCCUCUACGUCGCGGCGGUGGCAAAGGCCAUAUUGGACUGGUACACUCGACCACGGCAGCAGCGGGGAACCGAUUGGUUCACAGACGUACAGGCACAGGUGUCUGUCCAGAGUGUCUCGAGACUGAGGGCUGAUCUGCGGGACCUAAUCAAGCAGCUUAUCCAAGAGAACAAGGCUGGAGAGAGUGGCGAUGAAUAG